GGCCCCGCCCAUCCCCACAGCCUCUGCGCUCGCUGCCCAGGUCCUCCGACGACCGUCGGCCGUUCGUCGCCACCGCCGCCGACAAAAUGUCCACAGGUGUGCCUGCGGGUUCAGGUGCUGCCACUGGCAGCAGUCGAAGACUCCAGCAGACACAGAAUCAAGUAGAUGAGGUGGUUGACAUCAUGAGAGUCAAUGUGGAUAAGGUGUUAGAGAGAGACCAGAAGCUCUCGGAGCUGGAUGACCGCGCAGAUGCACUGCAGGCUGGCGCUUCUCAGUUUGAAACAAGUGCUGCCAAGUUGAAGAGAAAGUAUUGGUGGAAGAACUGCAAGAUGUGGGCAAUAGGGAUCAGUGUCCUGGUGAUUGUUGUCAUCAUCAUUAUUGUGUGGUGUGUCUCUUAAGGAAGAGCUGGCAAAACUGAAGCACACUGUUCAGGACCGCUUUGAAGACUUUUUCCUUAGAACCUGCUAUGAUACGGAGCUUACCUACUGUUUUUUCCAAGUGAUUAUUCUUGUUAAUUUACAUACACUUUAGUGCCUAGAGGUGUGUCUCUGUUUUUAAUAUAUGCCCCAAACUGGAGGUGUGACCUACCCUGCCCACAUUUUGCACAGUGCCUUUACAGAGUUACCGACUGGGAAAGAGGACUUCUGUUCCAGAGAGCUGAAACCUAGGUGGAUGUUGUCACUGAUGACUUGUGGAUUCCAGAAAGGGGAUUUUGUUCAAGUCAGCUGUCCCCACCUGACAUCGUUCUCAAAGCCACAUUUUAAACCUUUGGGUUGCACCUUCUGAGGAGAACACUACUACCUAACUCAAAUCAGUGACAGUAACAGAGUGUGCCUUAUUCUGACAACUCCACUCCUUUUCAUUAAGAGGACCUUCCUUUUUUGUAAGCAUUACUGACUCCUACUGUAUUUAAGAUGCUGGUGAAGAGCUCAUCGGUGCUCUUAUGUUAGGUGUAAGAUGUUUACUUUCUUCUUGUUGCAUAUCACUUCUAAAAUAAUAUUUUAAUCAGAAAUAACUCUUUAAAAAGUUUUUAUAUAACUGUGACCAAAGUUUCUAUUUUGCCAAAAUUUAGAUACAAUUAAAAUGUCAGUAAGUUUUCCCUUAAUAGAGAAAUUCAAAUAAGUGCCAAAUGUAACUCAAGGAGCCCUUCAAGACAAAGUGCCAAUACUCUGUGAGCCUUCGACAUUUUGACAGUCCUUCCUGUGAAAUCCUGUAGAUAGUGUUAUUCGUUCUGAUUUGCUUUCUUUCAUAGAGCUAUAGGAUGAGCUCAAGUCACACCUGUAGACAAGACAUUUAUUUAGCCAGCAGUGUGCAGACUGAACUCUGCUGAACUAUGCUAGCGUGAUGUGAGCAGCAGCCUUGCCGCCUCAAAAAGGUGUCAGUCUGCACAGACAGAGCUCUGGAAAAUUAUUUAGUGCUUUUCCUCAUCCUUUAUAUUCUGCUUGAGGUGAGGCACUGGUCACUCCUAGAGAACUAGCCAAAGAAGCCUGUUGCUCUUAUGAUAUAGCCAUUGCCUUCUGAGACACUUUUGUUGUGUAUAUGAGACUUUCAUCAAGGUAUGGCUCAAAGAUGGGAGUUCAGGCAUGGAUGAAAACAAAGAAGCAGUGAAGGAAAAGCAGGUCUGUACUGCUUAUCUGUGGCAGUGCCAUUAGAAGGUCCUGAAAUUUGUGUUUGUAUUCAAAGCAGCAUCAGUCAAGAUGUCAUAGAAUCUGGUUCUAGCUUUUUUUGUGUACCUCUGAUGUUACCAAAACAAUACGAAUGUUGAAGACAGGCCUUGCAGCAUGCCCAUUGUGGGAAAGCAGCAUCAGCCAGGGCUUCUGUCCUGCCUUGACCCGACAACCUUGGUGCUGUCUCCACCAUGCUCCGUCCCUGGAACUCACCGGCUCCUGCAUUAACACAGUGAUACCUCGUUUGUCUGUGUAAAUAGCUGGGAACUUUCCCACUAUGAUGACCUGAAUAAAGUUGUUUAUUAACAUGA
Psammomys obesus (fat sand rat) is the source of this 1978-nucleotide messenger RNA. RefSeq names its product vesicle associated membrane protein 3 (gene Vamp3). The transcript is spliced from 5 exons. The coding region runs from base 87 to 398 and encodes 103 amino acids. Gene Ontology annotation, biological process: vesicle fusion; SNARE complex assembly; vesicle-mediated transport. Gene Ontology annotation, molecular function: SNAP receptor activity; syntaxin-1 binding. The record is from RefSeq and is a predicted model, not a curated record. Gene Ontology annotation, cellular component: SNARE complex; plasma membrane. Lineage: Eukaryota; Metazoa; Chordata; Mammalia; Rodentia; Muridae.